This is a messenger RNA of Balearica regulorum gibbericeps (East African grey crowned-crane), 1998 nucleotides long. The record is from RefSeq and is a predicted model, not a curated record. Lineage: Eukaryota; Metazoa; Chordata; Aves; Gruiformes; Gruidae.
AUGCUCGCUUGUUUGGCCAGGGGGAAUUUACUCGAUAUUCUUCAGGAGGGCUUCACGGAGCAACAGCUACAGGCAUAUGUGGCCUGGGUGAAUUCCCAGCUGAAGAAGAAGCCAACAAUAAAGCCAGUCCAAGACCUGAGACAAGAUCUCCGAGAUGGAGUCAUUCUUGCUUUGCUCAUUGAGAUUGUAGCUGGUGAGAAGCUGAAUGACAUUCAGGUCAACCCCACCAGCCAGCAGGAGAUGAGGGAAAAUGUGGAUAAAGUCUUACAGUUUGUGGCAUCAAAAAAGAUCCGCAUGCAUCAGACAUCAGCAAAAGAUAUUGUUGAUGGGAACUUGAAAUCUACCAUGAGGCUGAUCCUGGCCUUAGCUGCUCAUUUCAAACCAGGCUCUGGGAGAGCAAUGAAUCAUAGCCCUGCUGGCAUGGUGGGGAAGAGCUUGUCAGCAUCAUCUGCUAGUCACAGGCCUCGCUCAGCUGCUGCAGUGGCCCAAGGGGCGGUGGCUGCUCUGGCAGAUGUUCGUCAAGAUGUCUUGCAAUCCGGCCGGGAUGUUUUCCGGCACAGACAGAGAAAUAGUAGCAUGGAUGAGGAGAUUGAAAACCCUUACUGGAGUGUCCGAGCACUGGUGCAGCAGUAUGAAGGGCAGCAGAACAUGCCAUUGGAGUCCCACUCUUCCAGUCUUACAUCGCCUAGUCCUAUCCAUAGUGCGAAGAGUGAAUGCACCGUAGCCCCAUCAGAGGAGAAGGAAAGACUUGUGAUCAUCCCCACUGAAGAAAUAGAAACUAAACCAAAAGAGACAGAAUCUCGUUUCCAGCCUGAGUGGCAAGCAGGGAACCCUGGGUCAUAUUUGGCGAAUUCAUGGGAGGAGCAGCUUUUGGAACAACAGGACCAUUUGGAAAAGGAAAUGGAGGAAGCAAAGAAGAUGAUUUCAGGUUUGCAGGCUUUGUUGCUCAAUGGGUCUUUACCUGAGGAUGAGCAGGAAGGGUCCUUUGAACUUUGUGAACGUGGAGCCUGCCCCGAAGAGCAGCUGAUCAUAAUCCAAAGUCGCCUGGACCAGAGUGUGGAAGAAAAUCAAGACCUAAAGAAGGAGCUAUUGAAAUACAAACAAGAAGCUCGAAACCUACAGGGAAUAAAGGAUGCUUUACAGCAAAGGCUGAUUCAACAGGAUGCUUCAGUUCUUCAGCUAAAGCAGGAACUUCUGAGAGCAAACAUGGACAAGGAGGAAUUGCACAACCAGAACGUUGACCUUCAGAGGAAGAUUGAAGAGAGAAACCGGCUACUGGCAGAAUACCAAAAAGAACUGUGCCAGAAGGAUCGGCAUUUACAGCACCAUCAGACCAAACUGGAUGAAAUGCUUAGGCAGCUUUCUGAGGCCAGCUACCAACAGGUGGAUUUGGAGUGGGAGCUGGAGCAUAAAGAAGCCCUGCUAGCUCACUGCAUGAAGAGAGAAGCUGAAGAGGUGAUGGCUUACAGUGGUCAUAGUGCUCAGAGCAAUGGCUUCCUCCAGACAGCAGGGAAAGGAGCUGUUCCUACAGCCCACCAAGUGACAAAUGACUUGCAGCUGGUUCGUGAUGCCCUUCGCAGCCUCAGGAAUAGUUUCAGUGGCCACGAUCCACAGCACCACACUAUUGACAGCCUGGAGCAGGGCAUCUCCAGCCUAAUGGAACGGCUGUACCGUGUGGAAACACAGAAGAGGCAAGAGAGAAGGAUCCGGGGGAAAUCACCAGCAAGCAGAGCAACAAAUGAGUGUAGAGACUCCUGGCCUCCUAAAUCCAAAAUGUCUCAUUCUCACAGCACACCUGUGAUGAGCACCAGUGCCUGCACCAAAGUGUUGUACUUCACUGACCGUUCCCUCACACCUUUCAUGGUCAACAUACCAAAGAGGUUAGGGGAAGUGACUCUGAAGGAUUUUAAGGUAGCUAUUGAUCGUGAAGGAACUCACCGGUACCACUUCAAAGCCCUGGAUCCAGAGUUUGGCACAGUCAAGGAGGAGCCAGAGUAG